Molecule: messenger RNA, 434 nt
Organism: Scutellospora calospora
Lineage: Eukaryota; Fungi; Glomeromycota; Glomeromycetes; Diversisporales; Gigasporaceae
Source: the annotation of a GenBank genome assembly
CAGUAGCCAGAGAGUAUAAAUUAAGGAACCUCAUAGAUCUAAUGAAGGAGAGCUUAGUUCAUUUAAUAGUAGAAGGAAUUAAGAGGGUGGUAGCACUAAGAAAGGCUGAAGCCAAAUGGCCAAGAGAUUUUUUACCAGUUAGAGUAAUUAGACAAUAUAUGGAAUGUCCAUCUCUGGAAGUGUAUAUGGAAAUUUGGGCUCGAGAUUUAGCCCUAAAGAGUAUAGAUCAGGAUUUCGAAGUCCAAGACAGAUCAACUGGGGAAAGGCAAGUUUCUUCUGAUAGAAAAAACAGCGCAAUAGUAGCUUUGAAAGGAAGAAUAACAAUAGAGCAAAUUCAGUCAAUUGGCGGUUGGAUGUCAGGAGCAGUACAGCUGUACACAAGAGCUAUUAGUACAGCUGAGAUGGGGGCUUCAAGAUUAAUAGGCUUUAAUUAG